AUGCCGCGGAGACUGGAUUUAAGUUACUUCUCAGUCCAGCUCACCCUGAUUCCUACUCUACCUUCCCCCAAGCAGUUCAUACAGACCAUUGCAAACAUGGAAUUCGAACCAUACACCCCCCAGCAUUUCAACACCGCCCCAGACAUCCACGAUGCCUACAAAACCUACGAGAGCCAGAACCUAGAGUACUUCAUCUGCACGACAAUCCGAGACAUGUUCGUCGCCCACAGCGUCCACAAUCUCUUCGGCCUCACUCUUCUCCACAACCACUUCAAGCUCGAGGAAGCCGAGAAGCUCGUUCAUGUCGACAACAUCGCGCAGCCCUGGAACGAUCAUACGGCCCGCAAAGAGCUCCUGGCUGAUGUCGUCCCAACGCAAUGGCGUUUCACCGAAAGCGGGAUCGCGCCGUUUGAAUUCAGUUGGACUGGAAAUGAUCGCAGCAUCUCGGACUUCGACAUAAAGGAGCACAAGGUCUUUUUGCAGGAGCUACAGGCGUUUCUCAAACUGCAAAGUUGGUUGGGUGUCUUUGGAGUGCAGUAUUUGGACACCUCGGUGCAGGUGAUUGGCGAAGAGAAUGUGCCUGUGGAGAUGACGAGGGAGAGGGUGAACAUCUCGCUUCCUUUUUCACCAAAUGAAGGAGAUGAGUUGGCGAACUUGGAAGUUCUGUGGUCUUUUGAUCCAAUGGUCAAGUUGAAGAAGUGUUGUAAACAGGAUAGAGUUGGUAUGAGGAAAAGUGGGCUUUAA
Messenger RNA from Alternaria ventricosa, 744 nucleotides. RefSeq lists its product as uncharacterized. The transcript has 2 exons. The coding region runs from base 1 to 744 and encodes 247 amino acids. NCBI's taxonomy places the organism in Eukaryota, Fungi, Ascomycota, Dothideomycetes, Pleosporales, Pleosporaceae. The record is from RefSeq and is a predicted model, not a curated record.